AUGCCUUUUUUGACAGUCGCACGUCACCAUUGUAUUGGCAGCAGCAGAAGGAGCAGGAAACAGCAAGAACAGUAUUAUUAUAAUUAUUUACUCAGCACGUUCAACACCGUCAAUAGGAGUUCGACGAGUCGUCGACAUGCCGCAUCAUUCGUAUGGCGCAGCAGCAACAGUGCUCGCUACUAUACGACGGAUGCCACCACAGCAACAGCAGCACCGAGCAGCACCAGUAGAAAUGAUAGUCAUAAGUCAAGAAAAUGGAUUCGACGAGGAUUAUGGACUUUAAGCGGCGUUGCCGCCACUGGUGCCGCAGUUUACUAUUUGAUUCAAGACGUUGAAUAUAUUGGUGUCGCUCGAGGCGCACAUAAAGCCGUACCAUCUUUGGCACUGCAUCCAAAUACAGGCGGCAAUAAAGACUUGCCUAUCGUAACCCAUCAAUUGGAUGACGACAAUCCAGAGGCCGUGAAAAAGCUGACCAAGCCGCGUAUUGUAGUUUUGGGCGGUGGAUGGGGCGCUGUUGCCGCACUUCAACAACUCAAUCCAGACGACUACAACGUGACCCUAGUUAGCGAUAACAAUUAUUUUCUAUUCACGCCGCUUCUCCCAAGCGCUACAGUAGGAACACUAGAGAUGCGAUCUUUGUUAGAAUCGCUAAGAAAGAUAGUAGCAAGGGUCCAUGGUCACUUUCUAGAGGGCACAGCGGUAGACGUUGAUCUGAACAACAAAUAUGUAGAGGUAAUCGGCGCUGACGGCGAAGAUAAAGGCAAACGAUUCUAUGUUCCAUAUGACAAGCUGUUGAUUGCCGUUGGAUCGACGAGUAUCACACAUGGCGUAGAAGGCUUGGAGCAUACUUUCCGAUUAAAAACAAUUCAAGAUGCCAUGGCUGUUAGAAGAACCGUAACACGGAAUGUUGAACAGGCUUCGUUACCGACAACAUCGCCAGAAGAGCGUAAACGGCUGCUUAGCUUUGUUAUUUGUGGAGGCGGACCAACGGGUGUUGAGUUUGCAGCGGAAAUUUAUGACUGGAUGAACGAAGAUCUGGUAAAAUGGUUUCCAAAAAUUCUCCGUGAAGAUAUAUCGGUUACCAUCAUCCAAUCCAGAGACCAUAUUCUAAACACAUUCGAUGUCAAGAUCAGCGAGUAUGCAGAGCGCAAAUUCUCGCGCGAAGGCAUCAAUCUUAUUACAAACGCACGUGUCUUACGAAUCCUGAAAGAUAAAGUCGUCUACAGGAACAAAGAUGCAGAGGGUGACAAGGUUGGCUUUGGUGAAGUUCCGUAUGGCCUUUGCAUGUGGUCAACUGGCAUCGCAAUGACACCCUUCGCUUUGAUGUUGGCUGAAAAACUAGGAAAGCAAGUCCAUCAGCGUGCUAUACAAACCGAUGCAUACUGCAGAGUGCUUGGUCUCUCAGACGGAUCUAUUUUCGCGAUAGGCGACUGUGCUACCAUCAAGAAUCAGAAAUUGUUGGACCACAUUAUGGAACUUUUUGAAAACGCUGAUCAGGACAAGGAUGGAAGCUUGACGCUUGACGAGUUUGCCAGUUCAGUGGAGGAAAUGCGUACUAGAUUCCCUUUAACGAAACAGCAUCUUGGCGAACUUGUUCACAUGUUCAAAAAAUACGACGCCGAUAAUAGUGGCACGUUAGAAGUUCAAGAAAUGCAUACUUUGCUGAGUGAUAUCGACAAGAAAAUGACGCAAUUGCCUGCGACGGCGCAAGUGGCCAGUCAGCAAGGUGCCUACGUCGGUCGACUGCUAAACCAGCUAGCCAAAGAUGAAAAUGAUGUCGAUAAGGUGGUUGGGCCCUUCCAGUACCGGCACUUGGGCUCGCUCGCCUACCUGGGUAAUACGGCAGUCGGCGAGUUUGGAUGGGGAUACAAGAUGAUUGGUGGUUUGUAUGCUCAGUACUUGUGGCGAUCUGUUUAUUGGUCCAAGCAGGUGAGCUUGCGGACGCGGAUCAAUUUAAGCAUUGACUGGUCCAGAAACGCCAUGUUCGGACGAGACAUUACGACAGUGUAA
Molecule: messenger RNA, 2010 nt
Organism: Zychaea mexicana
Lineage: Eukaryota; Fungi; Mucoromycota; Mucoromycetes; Mucorales; Lichtheimiaceae
Product: pyridine nucleotide-disulfide oxidoreductase-domain-containing protein
Exons: 7
Coding region: 1-2010 (669 amino acids)
Molecular function (GO): NADH dehydrogenase activity; calcium ion binding
Source: RefSeq, a predicted model, not a curated record